Molecule: messenger RNA, 10438 nt
Organism: Dermacentor andersoni
Lineage: Eukaryota; Metazoa; Arthropoda; Arachnida; Ixodida; Ixodidae
Product: sorting nexin-13-like
Cellular component (GO): early endosome
Molecular function (GO): phosphatidylinositol binding
Source: RefSeq, a predicted model, not a curated record
UGACCUUGUGUGGUGGUGCGUUCCAUAUCGGCCGUCAACUAUGACGUUUUUCCUCUAGGUUUACCGGGAAGAAAACAAUCUCAUGAGUUUCGGAACGUAGGUCGAGCGACGCUAAAUAUGUCGCUGGGAGCCUUAGGCUGGGUGGGGUUGGCCAUAGUUCUUUUCUGGUCAUCAUUUGGAUUUUGGGCCUGCCUUUUACUACCGCUCUGCAUUUUCAUAACCAUUUUAGGCAUCAUAUUUAUGGGCUACCUGAUGGAGUAUCAGCAACAGCUAGAGCCAUCCUAUGACCCUGCUUCACCACACAUUCCUGAAAACCACAGCAUCAAAGGCCUUCCUCAAAUUACAACAGCCAUUCUAAAGCCACCGAAAAAGACUCGCUAUGUAAGGUAUUUGACCGGGCACCCAACCAUAGAUGACCCAUUAUCAGAGGUUUUGAACUACAUUCUGCGGGACUACGUAUACAACUGGUAUCUUGACCUCUCUAAUGAUGAGGCUUUCACAGACCACAUCCGAGAUCUUGUUCACCAAGUGAUUGUUAAUCUGUCAGUGAGGGCCAAAGGGGUGGAUUGGGUCCAGUACCUCACCAUUCAACUAGUCGAUGAUUUUGCAUCCCAUCUGCGCCUAUUCCGCCAAGCGCAGACCAGGCUCAAGCUCAAGAAAGAUGAUGAUUUCGGAGGAAAAACCCCAGAUUUGCUUACAUUGUUCUUCAGCUUAGAAACCACCAUGGAGCGUAGCAUGUGCCGUGAUCUAGUCUGCAUUUCAAAAGAGCGGGAAAUGGAGUACCUCCAACAAGUCGGAGAAGUGCUUCUUUACUUGGUUUUGCCACCGGAAGACUUCCAAAACAAAGUCAUGAGGAUAUUCCUACGAGAGCUUCUUGUGAACACAGUGCUGCUGCCUGUGGUAGACCUUGUCUCAGACCCUGACUAUGUAAAUCAAAGCAUUGUCUGGAUGUGCUCUAACAACAUUCCCACAAGUGAUGAGUUCCUGACUGUAUUGAAGUGCACUGACAACAUAAGUGAGCUGGAAGCUGUCAAAGAAAUCGUCCUCCAGGAAAUUGCUGUUCAGCGCUCAAAAGACACUGGAGGUAAUGACGAUACUGUGAUCAAAAAGCAACUGAACAGCUUGCAUUAUGUGAAAAAGGUUGUGGAGAACAGGCUUCAGCGUCUCUAUGAUGGAAGCCUUGACACAGAUUCCACUGGUCUACCUUCCCAAAUUGACUGGAAGAAGCUGACGGCUCCAGGAGUUGAGUUAUUCCAACUGCCAUUUGAUGUUGUUCUGGCAAACAACAUUGCAUUAUCAUAUUUCAUGGAGUACAUGACCAGUAUUGGAGCGCAAAAAUACAUCUCAUUUUAUCUUCAUGCUGAGGGCUUCAAAGUGUCAGCGGAACAGCUACUGAGCCAAGCCAUUACUGAAGACAGAAACACAAAUCUUGAAUCUCUGAGGGAAGCUGCAGCUAACAUUUACGACACAUACAUCUCCGAAACAGCGACAUCAAGGAUCAAUAUUGACGAAGCACUGGCUAAGAAGCUGCUUCGCAAGCUUCGAGUUGAGACGCCAGACGAGUUCUGGUUCGACGACAUCCAGCAGAAGGUAGCUCAGAUCAUGCAGGAGGAGCAGCAUUUUCCAAGCUUCAUGAAGUCCGAGGGCUACAUCAAGUUGCUAGCUGAGCUCGACCUCCUGAAGGAUUUCGGCUCCAAGUCGGACGAAGAAGAUUCCUUCAGUGGAGCCAAGUCUGCGGGGAGUGGGGAUGAUUGUGGAAGCCUCAACUCCCUGGAACAGGAAGACGAGCCCAUUGAGUUUCUCAUUAAGGAGAUGCCCUCAGAACCUCCUGAUGCUCCCGAGUCUGUCACCAACAAGACACCAGGAAUGUUGCUGAUUGCCAGCAUAUACAACACAGGAAUAGUGCGGCAGUCCAGCACACAGUAUGCCCUGUAUGCAAUAUCUGUGACUCGCCGUGAGCUGCAGACUACGGAGGAGCGUUGGUGUGUCUUCAGGAGGUACAGCGACUUUGACGACUUCCGCAUCCUUGUCUUGGAAAAGUUUCCAAAGUUGUCUAAGUUGCCUUUUCCUGGGAAGAAGACCUUCAACAACCUGAGCCUUCAGUUCCUGGAGCAGCGGCGAUCUCAGCUGAAUGAGUUCUUGCAGCAGAUUCUACAUCCUGACAUCUUGACAGCUAAUCCAGGGCUACGUGAUAUGGUGCUGCAUUUCCUUGAGCCAGGCACCUACGAGAAAGGAAAAAAACAGUUUGCAAGAACGAUGGGCUCUCUAGUCAAUCCAUUCAAGUCAUCAGUGCGCAGCAUGGGCACCAUGGUGAAAAAUGCUCCCGAGAACCUGCUCGAUGGACUGCGCGACAGCAUCGUUAAGGUGCUACGCAGCCGGCCGACAGCAUCUCCUGUGGACGUCAUGAUUCAGGGCAGCGAGAAAGUGGGCGCUGGCAUCGACGUUGAGACACAAGACAACAUUCCUCUGAGAAUUAUGCUGCUGCUUAUGGACGAAGUGUUUGAUCUAAAAAGCAAGAACCAGUGGCUAAGGCGACGGAUUGUGGUGAUCCUGCGGCAGAUUAUCAAAGCCACAUUUGGAGACACAAUAAACAGAAAAAUUGUUGACUACGUCGAAUGGAUGGCAUCAACUGAAAAAAUUGCUGAAUACAUCACUGCAUUUAAGGACGCCCUGUGGCCAAACGGCUUCCCAGCCGAGACGCGUCCUGAGAGGGACCAGAACACCAAGAUGAGGACCAGAGUGGCAGCCAAGAUGAUCAUGCUUUGUAGCCUCACAGAUGAGCUGAAACACAUCAUUGGGAGUGACACGACGAGGCGAGGCAUGCUGUGUGUGUUUGAGAUGUUCCAGCAUGCACCGCUCAAUCGGAGGCUCACCUAUGUACUGCUGGAGGGCUUCCUUGCUACCCUAUUCCCCAACAACCGCUUCACCGAGCUGUUCCGCAAGAUGCAUGCAGAGUCGCCCACCAUAUCGACCACCUCGUUGUCUUCCAAUUCCAGCAGGGACGUCAUAAGCAUUGGUGCCAGGCGCAUCGAGGUGCGGUGACGUCUGUCCUGCGUUACCGUGUGUCACGUAACAGCAUUGGUUGUUAUUCUCCUCAGCCCUCCUCCCGGAAGCUCCCUUCCCCACCCAUACUUCUGUUGCUCAUUUCAUAUCUCUUCCUUUUUUCCUUUUGAUGCAAUUUCAAGUUGACUGGCAGGAAGGCCAUGAUUACCUCGCCACGUGAGCUUGGAUUGCGUUAUGUGAUAGCUUGCACGCAUCUUUUGCCGCGAGCCUUAAAUAUGAAUCCACAUAGGAGCAAGUUUGUUGUCUUGCUUCCGUUCUUAUUAUGAUGCCGCGGAAUGACAAACAUGCCUGACACUGCACCGUCUCGCAAACAUUGGCAGUAUAGUCGCGGACAUUGCUGGGUCUGUGAACUGUCAAGAGUCAACAGUGGUGCAGCACAACCAGUUCCUUUCAGACCGUUAAAAGUCUACAUUUAGUGGCCGUCGCAGUUCUCUUGUUUGUUAAACUAAGACCAACUAUUGAGAGGGUGCUGCCAUCAUGGGCUCUAAGAAUGCUCCUGAAUUUGGUUAACCUGGGUAUGCAUUUGCACAGUGGGCUUUUUCUUUAGGACAUGUGUCUAUUAUUGCAGAACGUGUGGACAUUUUUUCUUAUACCAAAGUUUUUAUCUUACUACCAGAGUUUUUUUUUUUUUUAGAUAAUGUUUACACUGUUGCUGCUCUCUUUGUUCAUGUGUUAAAUAGUUUAACUGCUAAUCUGGAGCACAUUGUAUGACCUAGGUAAGUGCAGCUCCUUUGAUCCCAAGGUGAUAUUUUGGGAAAAGCCUUUCUACGACAUGCCUAUCCUUACUGUGUCGGGUUUGUCAUACCGUGCACAUGUUUUAUCAUUUAGGCACUGUACAGUUAUUCCCCCCUUUAUCUUUUCUACAUCAUUUACACUCGCCUUGCAGUUGUGUGUCCCAUGCUUAAUGUAAUCGUUUUUUGUGACUGAUGUUCGAGAGUUGGCACUCUCUUGGAACACAAAAUUUGCUGUAUUAUACAUUAUAUGUAUACACUCGUGACACGGAUAUAUAUACUGCAUUUUUGAAGGAUUCAGUAUGCUGGAAAAUAAAAUAAAGUAUAUAUAUAUAUUUUUUUUUAUAAUUUAUGGUUCAGCUAACAUUUUUUCUUUCCCCAACAUCAUUACCGACAUCCAAACAGGGGUGAAAUAAAGGAUGAGACCAGUAUCAUUCAUGUAGCCUCUCAUUUCGCUAAAGUGUAGAUGAUCUCACCAGAGUAUACCUGUCUGUAUUUCACUGAAUUUCAUGGCGGGUGGUAGAAUGGGAAAAAGAAAAGCUUCUGUCCAUGCAGCAUCUCCAGGCAUUGCUUGGAUUCAACAUAAAUUCAACCAAUUUCAGCAAUAUAUUACCUCUAUUGCCACCUUGCAGCGACAAUUGCAACAAAACAUUUCAGCAGCCGUGUGUUGCCAUUCAUUAAGGAUUGCAGCAAACUGCCUCGAAAGAUCCCUUUGAGAUAAUGUCCAGGCCUUAAUGCAAUGUUGCUGUUUACUCAGUUAUGUAAAUCUGAUGGUAGUUUGUGAGUACACAUUGUGACACAGUUUUGUGAAGUGCAUGAAGGCCAGAGAAAAUUUUCCUCUCUCUCUUUCUUUUUUAUGUAAAUAUGAAGCAUCACUGCUUGUCUCUGCUAUCGCUCUCCCACACAUCACAACUUUAUUGACAGUGGGCAGCGCAACCCGGACGAAAGACUCGUCCAGGUUGCGGUGCCCACCCAUAGGAACAUGUUCAAUCACCAACUCGCCCAGCUUGCCGUGUUAAUUCAGUUUAUUGAUAGUGCAUGUUGAUGGAACACAAUCCACACAUUUGUUAUAUUCAUGGUCCACGUUGAUAAUUUUUAGCAAGUGGGGUUGAACAUUAUGCUGAUGCAGGCAGCUUUGGUUAUUUCCACUUAGAGCAACUCUUAAACUUUAUAGAGCAAGUCGUUAGAAUUUGUUCGUAUGUACUUAUCUGACUAAACCAGUGCUGCUCUACACUGUUUGCAUGACUGAAUUCUUUCUGUAGAAAUGAUACUGUUAACAUUAUCUCACUUGAAAGUUAACAAUCUCUCAGACGACAUUCACACGAGAGCUUCAGAACUUGUGUGUUUGUCACUCCUUCUUAGUGAUCACUUAUUGCUACCAGAACCGAGAGUGAGCAAUGGUAUUGCAAGGUGCUUGUUUAUGCUCCAAGUUACUGGCUUCUGAUUGGUUUCAUGGUUUAACAUGGUGCACAAAACCACAAAAAAUUACCUCUGAAGCUCUGACACCUGUUUGCGACAUGGCAGAUACCAGGUGCCAAAUGGUGUCUGUGCCUGCCAGUUUGUGAAGCCUGCAUUUUGAUACCACUGACAUGCCACACACAUUCUCCCGCUAGUGCAGAAGCAAUACCUUUGUGGGGACAUCAUAAAACUGUGAAGCCCUCUGUGUGUCUUCACAUACAAGCCUUUGUGUCACUAAAACGGUUGCUGGCUCUUGUUGGAAAAGUCCUAUGAUUAUUCAAGCACUCUGAAACUUGAAACUUUAAAUAGCAAGACCAGGAGUUCUCCUCAUGUUGAACUUUUUGCAAGUACUAGGUAUGCCGUAGGACCCUCACUACAGGGCUCAGGGUCGAUUCCAGCGACACACAGUGUCCCAGCUCUCUUCUGUGCAAAAUAAUUUAUGGCACUUUAUCUCGUGUUGCACAGUGCUGCCCGUUUACUUUUCACAUUUUAGGCCUAGCAUAUACCACUAGUGCAGUGCAGCAACAUGAAGGUCAUGUUGUCACACCUAUGAAUCGACAAGAUUUCAACGACAGUGUUCGAAACUGCGGCAACCGUUGUUGAGUUAGGAUCCUCAUGCAUUUCGAAACAUGAACUAAAAUAUGGCUGUGAACUAUGGGUAGUGCCAGAAUUUUUGUUUUGGGGGCCAGAGCCUAAUUCCAUAUUUUCGUUAGAGGUGCAGGAAGGCAUUUCAUUACUGGUCCCUUACUGCAGCAUUGAGGUAGGAGGGGGCCAAUAGUGGUGAAGGGCAAAAGAAAAUUUUGAGGGGUCGACCUCCAUCAUCACCGCUGCCCCUGACAACUAGACAUCACUGCUAGAGUUUAAGCUUUUCAUUAGGAAUGAGAGUCUUGGCUAGUUCAUCAUGCACAUUCGUUUUAAUGCAUUGUAUCUGCAACUUGCCAUGGGUAGUCUGCACAUUCGUUAUGAACAGGGAAAACUUAGAUUCCCAAUUUCUUGCUUCAAACUCUGCUUGUACUACUGAUGGAGAGAUGGCCAUUGCACUGUUUUAAGACGCAACUUCCCAGGAAGCGUUAUUCAUGCCAUCCAUGAAAUCUGUCACUUCAAGUAUCGAAUAUAAUAACACACAUCCCACCUCAGUGCCAUUUUUUAGCAUAUAGGACGUUCUUCAUGACAUUUACGAGCCUUACCUCCUGCUGUUAACUGUAUUCCCAGUCUAGAAACUGUGGUACACCUGUAGUUGUGCCCCUAAGCUCUUGCCAGCAGAACACAGGGUGACGUCUUCUUGUACCUGUCGUCUCGCAGCCAGGCAGAGCACAUAAUGCUGAUGCUUGUCCAUCAAAUGGCAGCUGCAAUACUUGGGAGAGAUGCAAAAAGAUGCUGGCCUCCUGUACCUCUGGCAAAUUUAAAGGUUUCCUUCUCCCCUAAGCCAGUGUGGCUUUGUCAAAUGCAUUGACUGCAGAAAGACCACAUGUAGCAACUGUCGCCAUUGCAGUAUACGUCCAUUUGGGAAGUAUAUUGCCGUGUUGUUCAGCGUGGGCCUGUGGAGUGCAAUUUUGAAACGGAGUCAACGCAGUGGAGAUUGAAGUUAAACAUUGAGAAGAGGCCUUAACGCUUAUCGUCAAUAUAAGGCAUGCUUCCCAAAGCACUGACAAGGUGCAUAGAAACAGUUUGGUGUUCAACAAAAAGUUUCUAAUGCCAGGACAUUGCUUUGCAUGGAACAUAAACGUGGCAGUAGGUUGUCAGUAUUUUAGUUGCAUUAUGUAAGUUACUGUCAAGUUUUGACCAUUGUGCUGUUACUUCUGCUGUUAGGUAGAAAAACAGUAAAUGCCUAAAACAAUUUUGAGGUCACUUCACUGUGCCUUGCAUUCUUAACACUUCGCAUCAAACCAGGCUUCACUCUUAAAGCUCCCUGAUCACUGCACCUGUGCUUUUAGGUGCAAUGAUGCCUUUGCUGAGAGCAUUUUGCGUGGGUUGAAUCAUUCCGCUUAUAUAAGUGCAGCUGUAUUUGUAGCCCCACAUCUCAUCACUGCAAAUUUAUUUGCUUCAGUGAAAAGGUGGAUGUGAAACAAUUGCAUUGUAUGUCUAAGUAGUAGAAUAGGGCGCAAAAGAUGGGCCAGGGAAAUUCACUGUAAUACUUUAAUUGGCAUAAAUGUGCUAAAAAAAAGGGGGGGAGAGCUACAAUGGCGUUGAGAGUCCAAUAGGCAUACCUUUCUUGUAUUUUAUUUGUUUGUGUGCAGCAAAGCUUAUUUUAAUAGUUAUAAGUGCUCUGGCACUUGCACCCGUCAGCCAACUAUUUGGCUGGCAAACUCCCCAUCUGGCAAGGGCACUGUAGCGUACGAAGCUUAGAAUUUGCUUGUCUUGCUGAUUUCCUUCUCAUAUUAACUUUAUAGCGUACUGCAUCAGAGCUAUGCUUUGAGUGUAAGUUCAGAAUUCUGCAUUUUAUUUUCAGUGCAUCUCGUGUUUUAAGAAAUGUUAGUGAUUUCAAAUUUUCUGAGUGCAGUACAAGAUGACUUGCUAGUUGCUUGGCUUCUGCACACUCUGCACUGAAAAAGAUAAUGCAACUGCCCUAUACAAUUAAAUAUUUUCAGUCCAUCUCUCUCACAUAUACCAUUCUUUUUGCCAGUGGAAGUAGAUGACAUGAAAAUAAUGGCACGCAUUCAAUCGGGGUUACUUACAUGUGGCUCAGUUUAAUGUCGCAUAGGGAUGCCUAUCGCUCCAUCGACAUACUGCAUUUGACGUUGCAUCAUCCAAAACUGAAUGUAUCUUCGAAAGUGAUCUAUCAAGAAUGCAAAUGGUCCAAGUAGGAGCGCCGUUGUGUGAUGGGACAAACCAUGCAUUUAGUAUCCAUUGUGCUGCACACAACAGCGACAUCUAAUCAUACAGGGUCUAGUAUAACUUAAAAUUUUAACACUUAUUACAUGAUAUGAAUAGGUUGUACAUGCUAAGAUAGAGCAUUUAUCAAUUUCUACAAAGUUUCAGUGAAAGAAAUGUGAACUGUCAGACUCCAGAAAAAGAGAGAAAGAAUACAUUCUUUCUUAGAAUAUGUUUCUUUUUUUUCUGUUUUAUUUUUAUGCAUGUGAUCUGACAUUUCAAUUUCUUUCACUGCAUGUUUGUACAAAUUGAUAGUAGAUGUGACAGUGAAGGCACUAUUUAGGACACAUUAUGGGCUGAUGAUGAUGAUCAGCACCUUGCAGAUUAGCCACAAGCCAUGGCCAACACUGCACUAUAAUAAGUGCAGCCGAUAUAUGGCAGUUUAAUUGGAUACUAGCCAUCUAUUAAAUAAGUACUGGCACAAAAACAUUGCCUCACUUUUUUUACCUUUGUAUAGCUGCCAGCUCUGUAAUCAUAGCAUGGGGCCCCAAUUCCUCACACAACAAUAUAUCAGAUGUUAAUGCAAUCAGUUGAAAACUUGUAUUGGCAUACAAUGUAUUGAGCAGGUCUCACAGUCACAUAGCAGAAAUUGAAGAUGAUCAUCGCGUAAUGUCAGAAGCUGCUGAUGCAUGCGUCAGUCAGCCUACUGGCACAGUGGUUGCAAGAUACGCAAUUACUUUGUUGCUUAAAGUUGGGCAUGUGCUGCCAAAUCAGCCAUUCUUGCCUCCUUCUAUUUGCACUUGUCCGCGUUCGACACUGGAUGAGUCUUGUUUUCUACUGUCUUUUCUCUCAGAAUGCAGACUGGCGCUCUUACCUCCUCACUCCUGGUAAUUGUUCUAGUGUCUAAUAUGCUCGGCUUUCAGUGAUGCUGUUUGUCAUGGUGCACUCUAUGACCACUGCACCGUGCCGAGUGACCAACCCAUGUGUCAAUGGUUCGUGAUGCUAUGUGACCACCACCUCCAAUUUCUGUAAUGUAUCUAGAAAACAUGCUAAACACACCUUAUUCAGUGGAGCCACUCUUCACUUGGCACAUGUUUUGAACUGGUCACAUUAGAAAAUAACCUAAAUAAUUUCUUGCACCUUCAAGGAAUUGAAGCCCCCAUGCUUGGUUACUGAGCCAGCAACUACAUAAUAAAGGGACACACUGUGGAGCAUGUGUCAUCACCGUGAAAAGUGUGCGAUACGCAUACCUACAAAGCAAAGCCUGUAAUUUAAAGUUUCAGUCAGCAGUUGCACAUGUGACCAAUGCUGUGUUUUGCUCAUCUAGAGGUGCUUUUCCACUGAAAUUCACACAUUAUACAGGUUUGAUGCUGAUCAGUACAUUAUGCACCUUCAUCAGUCUUGAUUAGGCACACGCUGUGUUCUCAUUUGUGUGGCUGCAGCAGCCAUUUUGUAUGCUCACUCAUUCACACCCCUGGCACUUCUUUUGAAGGAAGUUAGCAAGAAACGAAAUGCUGUGUUGUCAUCAAAAAUACAUUGUAAAAGGCCCUUCUUUUUAUCCUUUAACUACAGGACAGUGAGCAAAAUGAUACAUGUUUGAAAAAUACACUGCACGAAGUGAAUGGCAGUGGUCAAACAAGGGGUGUCACUGGAGGCAAUGUUUUCGACAAGUGAACUUUUCUUUGUCUGGACAACUUUGCAUGUUGUUAUUCUGUUCACUAAGCAAACUUUCGAUUAUGCACAGUUGCGUUCAUACUACAGCAGGCUGUAAUUGCUGUACAGUCAGUCAAUACAGAAGCAAACUGUAGUGUUGUUAUUGGACUCUGCUGAAAGAAGUGUCGUUUCUGGUGUCACUUGAAACCAACCUCCGUUCUAUGUAUUUUAUAAACGGUGUCAUUUACAAAAACAGUGUCAUUUUUAUUGCUUCCUUCUUGUGCGUUCUGUUUGGUAAGCAAAGUUUCGGUCAUGCAUAAUAGUUUUUGUGUCAGCCAUGGUCAGACUACAUCGGGCUGUGAUUGGUUCUACGUGUUUCUGCAGUAUUUUCUAAAGCAGCCAACUUGGAUUUUGCCUGUGUAAGGUGAGUAUGUGAGCCUUCCACUCCCUUAGUAUAGGCACUGCAAAGCAUUGUGUUUACCACUGUGCUGCUCUUGUACAUUACUGUAUGAUAUUUUGCAAGCUGUGAGCAUUUUUUUUUCUUUUUUUAUUGAAGUUGUAUAGUCGCACGCUGGAACGUGUGAUAGGUAGAUCAAGAUGCAAAUGAAGAGAUACAUGAAAGCCUGCAAUGCUCCGUGAUGUCAAGAACUGUCUUUGCACAAAGACUACGAAAUUCCCAUUUAUAUGUUGUCUUUGUGAAUAAAGAUAUUGGGAAAGAGCAA